AUGCGCGGCCGCGAAGUUCGCAUCAGUUUGCACAUUUCAAACGAUUGAUUUAAAAUUUCACAAACGUGUGAAGCUAUAAAUAUUUUACGUUCUUUUCGUUGAAAAAGUUAGCAAUGACGUGAAUUUAUUUAAUUUUUUAAAUGUAUUAAACAUUUACCUAAUUGUAUUCCAAACAAUGAAGAAAAACGCAAUAAUGAACUGUCCUCGAACGCCAGCUCCGAUGAGAAAUGCCAGUUUUCUCAUGUCUGCAGCUGCUAUCCUCGAGACCCCCACGCUGUUGAAGAAGCCAGCUUCUUCGACCAGUGUUAAGCCAACCCCGUCCUGUGCUUCGUCCAGCACGGUUCAACCUCCGUCUGCCGCUUCCACAGCUGCGAUGCAGUUUCUGAUGUUCAACCAGAUGCAGGCUACUGGUAGCGGAUCACCCUUUCAGCAAAGUAUGCUCAACAGGACAAACAUGGGCAGCAACACUUCUGGUUUCAAUUUCACCAUCCCCAGCGUACCGGAUAGUACCACAACUGUAACAACAAGAAUUAUAGAGAAUCUUCAAUUUUCAAGCAAUGAAAAUAGUUACAAACGUAAACUAGAUGGAUCCGCCCAGAACAAACCACUUAAAAGAGUAGCCUUUGAACCGCUUCCGCUCAAACCAAACAUAACCCGCAGACAGCAACGAACACUCCCAGCAAUCGGUCCGGCAAAGCAAUCCGCCAAACCACCCAACGAAUCAGGUAAACCAGAUCCGAAAAAGCUUUGCGUCAUUACCGGUUCGGUGGAACACGUAACUAAGCUGACCAAGUACACCGUCGAAGUAUCUCCGCUGGUGGAGGUCUACGCGAACGUACUCAACAUCAAGACUGGUGGGUACGAGUGCGAAAAAAUUCUACUGUUGCGAAACAAGACCGGCCCGGUAAUGCAGGGCGUAUUUUACGAAAUUGACUUCCGUAUGACCGUCCUUAGUGUGGGGGAUUUGGUGCGCUGCGUCGGUCGUUUGACCAACGGUAGUCGGUUGCAGAUUCUGAAGAUUACACCGGCCACCGCGGAGGAAGAGCGGAUGGCGCAGCGUCUUCAAACGGUAUGCGGGUUUACGGCGGCAGUUAAGCGUUGAUUCCUCGAGUUGAGAUAGGAAUAGGUGUCGAUUGAGAUUUAAACGUUUUUCACAUUGAAUGGUAAAAACCAAUUGUUGAUAACUAAUGCAAUAAUGAA
Topomyia yanbarensis is the source of this 1200-nucleotide messenger RNA. RefSeq lists its product as uncharacterized. NCBI's taxonomy places the organism in Eukaryota, Metazoa, Arthropoda, Insecta, Diptera, Culicidae. The transcript has 3 exons. The record is from RefSeq and is a predicted model, not a curated record. The coding region runs from base 176 to 1102 and encodes 308 amino acids.